Messenger RNA from Colletotrichum karsti, 3900 nucleotides. RefSeq lists its product as uncharacterized. The transcript has a single exon. Bases 1 to 3900 code for a protein of 1299 amino acids. The record is from RefSeq and is a predicted model, not a curated record. NCBI's taxonomy places the organism in Eukaryota, Fungi, Ascomycota, Sordariomycetes, Glomerellales, Glomerellaceae.
AUGCUAUCUCACCUGCGCUUCCAUCGACGGGGCCAGUCGAAUCCUACUUCGCCAAAUCCCGAACAACCCUCCGCUGCUGCUCCCUGGGAUCCCUCGCGUCCCCAGCAGUCUCCCUUCAUUCAAGAUGCCGCCCCAAGCCCAGAUACCCGGUCGCCCUCGGCCACGACGAAUUCCUCGCUGCCUCCUGUUCUACCCCCGAUCACUCGCGUCGCCUCGACUUCCUCCGGCUCCGAGUCGCCCCUCGACCUACCCACCAUCGACUCCAAGGCGAUCCAAGAGACGUACACCCAAAGGUCCGAACCCACGCCGCCUGUCCCGGUGCGCUCGCCAAACAAUUCCCAGUCCGGCUUUGUCGGUGGUGUCGCCUUGCGCAAGCAGCUGGACGAGCGACAACUGCAACAGCUCCAAAAGCUUCAGCAGCAGCAACGACAACACGAACAGCAGCUGCUGCAGCAGCAAAUGGCAGCCCAAUCGCCGGAUUCCGCCGGCACUACCGUCAUCGAUCAUGGCGGUCACGAAAGUCACUUCUCGAGAUCCAAGCCCGCACCGCCCCCGCCGAUAAAUACGGCCCCUCCGACGAGACCCCCACCUCAACCCACGAAGUCGUCAAAAUCCAGCUUCUUCGCGACGCCCACCGACCUGCAGAACCAGCACCUCAGCCCGACGACUCAAUCCCAGCCGCCUGCCCAGAACUAUGCGGCCACCGGACGAAGACCCGCCGGAACUAGACUGUCGAGCGAACCGACACACGUCCGCAUGUCGAGCCACGCCGGCGAUGCCCCCAAGGGCAGGAAAGGCCUGCCUUUUCUGAAAAAUCCCAUGUCCACCCUGCUCAUGCGCAGGAAAACGAGCCAGAAUGCGCCCGACUUGUCACCACUUCCCCUCGGCGGGAACAGGCUGGCAGAGCCCUCUUACGAUCCCCGUAUUAGAGGUACGCGCGUUCACGACUUCAGCGCCCCGCGAUCGAGACGAAGCGUGCCGGCGAGCGAUCAAUCGACUCCCCCGGUCGCUUCAGCAGUGAAGCCACAACCACCGAUAUACGAGGAGAAGUUGGACCUGGGAAAGACGUCGUCCAGAGAAAGCGCAGCACCAUCCUUCCAACACGGCAGAAAUGCCAGCAACGCGUCGGAUUCCGGUCGCUCGGGGUCUGUCAGUGCCUCGCAAACUGUCGCGGCAUCCAGCAGUGUCGCAUCCACCAAGGCGAGAAGCAGUCUGAAUCUCGAUUCCAAGCCUCUACCCGAUGUUCCGCCGAAAGACGUUACUGCCACUUCUUCGCGCUCUGCAUCGGUCGUCUCUAAGAAGCCGUCCAUCAGCGCCUCAAUCUUCUCCAAGACAAUGCCAUCCACGAGAACGAACCGAUCCAGACAUGUUUCCCUCUCUGCCCAAGAUACGCUCUCCUCCGUGCCUCGGCACAUGAAGAGUACAUCUUCCAGGUUCAGCUUCGACAUGGUUGGUGCAGCAAAACAGGAAAAGCUGCUUGAAGAACGCCAUCGUCAGCGCGAGCUGGAAAGGAAGACAUCCGAUCCUCCAAACCCGAAUCGCGAUUCCCGAUUUGACGAUUUCGACGACGAUUUCGACUACGACGCCAUGAUGGACGACGAUGGCAUGGAGGAGCCAAUUCCCAUGAGCAAUGACUUUGACGACGAUUACCCGUACGAGGAGGACUUCGACGCUGCUGGCACAGAUCCCCUCGGUCUCGACGGCGAGGAAGAUUUCGACGCUGGCGGUACCGACCCGCUAGGCCUCGACUCCGUUCCCGAAGUCGAGAUCGAAGCUGACGACGACGCCGAGCUCGACCCCGACAACGACCAGGAAAACUUUGCUGGUUUUGUCUUUCAGCGAUCGAACCCGGUAUCUGCGUUGACAAGCCCGCACAGCGCAGGUCUGGCCGCAACCCCAAGAGACGCCGAAGGCAGAGUGAUCGGCUUUGCCAUGUCCAGAGAUACACCAGACUUGAAGCCAUCUCUAACACCAGACUUGUAUCAUGAGCACGUCCCGGAGCCAGACACAACGGAAUCUAUGUCUGAACAUGCAACCGAGGGACUGGGUAUUGUUGACCAGGAGCAUCAGCACGAGCCGGAACUCGACUACGCGCAACAAGAUCAGUCACAGCAGGAGCAGGCACAUCUGCAAAACCAGCAGGAGUUGCCUGCUGGUAUGCCACCACCACCGCCGCUGCCACCCCCACUACCUAAGAAGGACGACCUCUACUUCGACAAUGGCCUCUUGGAUGAACUCGAUUUUGCUGGCGAGGGCGACGGUUCAACGUUUGACGAGUCAAUCUUUGAUCUGGACGACACCGAUAAGUACGGUCGCCCACUUCCGGGCGUGUUUGCAAAGUUCCAGGCUGCUCGUGCUGCAGCCAACGCUCCGACCGCCCAAGACACGACUGCUGAGGGGACGACCUCUCAGGACACCGCAGACAACGACACCUCUGGCCAAGAAGGUGCUCCUCGGAGUAGCAAGAGAGUGUCGGACAGCACAUCGCGACACUCUGCCCACUCCAACGUCUCGCAGUCGACUGCUCACACCUCGCUAAGCGUCGACAUGCCGGCUCCGUCGGCGGAAGAAUCCAAGAGACAAAGCGAUGUUCUGGGCCCGGACGAAGCAUCUUCGGCCAUGACCUCCAGCUUUUCGAACGCAGAGCAAGGCAAGAUGGAGGCUUAUCAGGCCGCUCUCGCUGCGGCUGCCUUUGAAGCUGCCGCCAAUGGCAAGUUCCGACGAGAUUCGUCACCCCCUCCGAGCGAGAUCCUGUCGCCCGGCGACGAAUCGUCCCAUAGCCUACCGCCGCAAGACGACUACGAAUUCGACGACUAUGAUGACAACGGCUUUCGCGACGACCUAGACGACAACGACUUUGAUUACGACGAUUUUAUCGCCGAAGCAAACGCCAGUGCUCUCGCUAACGAUCAGGACGGUUGGUAUGGCCAAGAGUUCGGGUUCUACUCAGCACCCAUCGAAGGAGGUCGUCACAGCAGAGAUAAUUCGACUGGAUCAGAGGAGAAGCCAUUCGAGUACGCCAACGGAGGGUUUUUCGGACCCUCUGGCGUCUCUAGAAGCAAGUCUGGCCGCAUGAUCUCGCGCGAGCCUAAUCUGACGCCUAUUACCGAACGAUCCGAGUACUCCAACCGUAACUCGAUCAUGAGUCUCGGGAUUCCGCAUGGCAUCGGGUCUGGCCCUUCAAGUCUACAGAGUCCAGGCCUUGCGCAGCUCGCGAUGAUGGCGGACGGCGACGAAAGCAUGAGUCUCACGGCACUUAUGAAGCUGCGUUCCAGGGCAUGGGGCGGCUCACAGGCCAGUCUAGUCUCGAGCCGCGAGGGGUCGCCCCGGUCAGAGAGGGCGGACGGCGCGAGCUCGCCAUGGGGUCCAGCUCCGAGCGCCAACAUCCUGGGCAUCCAAAACGGCCACGCGCGCAAGAACUCGGCGUUUUCAGUUAAGAGCCGCGACAUGGAUUCGGACGCGGGAAGCGCUUCCGGCUCGCCCACGCUAACCAUGUCGGUGCCUACCAUCGGAUCCCCGGCUCCUCUUCUGCCGCCUUUGAACCAGACCAGCCCGGCCGGCGUGGUGAGCUCGCCGCACUUCACCCACAGCUCUUCGUUCGAGCCGGUAAUGGAGUCCGACGAGGGGGGCGAGCUGUCGAUUUCCAACAGCAUUUCCCACUCGGGGUUAUGGAUGAAGAGCCCCGACAGCGCGGUUCACCCCAACCUCGUGCCACGGACCGACCCGACGCCGCAGCGGAGACCCGGCAUGGGGCACAAGCACAAGGGAUCCGCGGACAGCAUUUCUUACAUCAAGGAAGAAGACGAAGGCGAGACGAGAUGGGUGUUGGAGAGACGGUUCACCGCCGACAGCGGCGAAGUAGAGGUGCAGCGAGAGGUCGUUGGCAAGGGCCACAUUUAG